AUGACGCCCCGCCGAGACCGCGACACGCCGAACAUUGUCUACUCCCAGCCCGCGGCCACGGGCACGGGCGACAGCGUAAUCUCGCAGAUGGCCUACGCUGUCCGCUGGCUGCGCGACAAAAGCGAGCCGCAGACCUGCGUGGACGUGCUCGGCUACCUGUCGUACACCAACCGACCCGAGAACGAGCAGGAAUUCUUCGUCGAGCAGAUGCGCCGCAACCCCCAGAUCCAGUGGAUCCCGGACCCGGCGCUGAGCGAGCAGACUUGGCGGUCCGGCACCUACGUGCACCGCCCGACGAUCCCGGACGUUCGGAACAAGACGCAGCUACUUGCGUACUUGCAGAAGAAGACGGAUGCGAGCGGAGUCAGCGUCAAGGACCUGAAGGACGGCUGGCCCGACUGCGAGGGGGCCAUCAACGAGCUGGAAUCGGAGCACAAGUUGCUGGUGGUGCGCCACAAGAAGGACGGGGCGCCAAGGAUGGUCUGGCUGGACGACCCGAGCCUGCACCACGAGGUGGAUCCGGAGCUGAAGCUGAUGUGGUCGCGCGUCGAGGUGCCCAGCACGGACACCAUUGUGCAGCGGCUGGUGGCGGCCCAGCAGAAGCCCGCGUCGGAGGACCCCCAAGUCAAGGCGGCGCAGGCACCCAAGGAGGUGAAGAAGAAGAAGAAGGCCCCGCGGCGGACGGGCAAGUCGACCAAUGUCCAUAUGGAGCACCUCCUGAAGGAUUACAGCCACAUGAAGCGUUGA
Messenger RNA from Chaetomium strumarium, 747 nucleotides. RefSeq lists its product as uncharacterized. Gene Ontology annotation, molecular function: TFIIH-class transcription factor complex binding. Lineage: Eukaryota; Fungi; Ascomycota; Sordariomycetes; Sordariales; Chaetomiaceae. Gene Ontology annotation, cellular component: transcription factor TFIIE complex. Gene Ontology annotation, biological process: transcription initiation at RNA polymerase II promoter. The coding region runs from base 1 to 747 and encodes 248 amino acids. The transcript has a single exon. The record is from RefSeq and is a predicted model, not a curated record.